Microtus oregoni (creeping vole) is the source of this 4058-nucleotide messenger RNA. It is a transcript of the gene Abitram, whose product is annotated as actin binding transcription modulator. Bases 145 to 723 code for a protein of 192 amino acids. The transcript has 5 exons. Gene Ontology annotation, molecular function: actin monomer binding; actin filament binding. Gene Ontology annotation, biological process: dendrite morphogenesis; regulation of actin filament polymerization; regulation of filopodium assembly. The record is from RefSeq and is a predicted model, not a curated record. Gene Ontology annotation, cellular component: lamellipodium; filopodium tip; nucleus. Lineage: Eukaryota; Metazoa; Chordata; Mammalia; Rodentia; Cricetidae.
AAUGCCAGAGUCGGGCGUUGUCCCCCGAGUGCCAGAGACUGGUGGGGGUGGGGGGAAGGGGAGAGAAAGGAGACUGACGAGGUGCGCGCAUGCGCACGACGCUACCACGCGGGACGUAAUCUCCCUCUGGCCUGGACCCGCAGAAUGGAAGAGCUCGAGAGCGGAGAGGGAGGGUUGGCAGGGCCAGAGGUAGCCAUGGCUGCCGAACCCGCGGCGCCCUCCCUUGUGGAUCGAUACUUUACUCGCUGGUAUAAAGCGGAUGUUAAAGGAAAACCCUGUGAGGACCACUGUAUACUACAGCACUCCAACCGAAUAUGUGUCAUCACACUGGCAGGCUCUCAUCCCGUUCUUCAAAGUGGCAAAACCAUUAAAAGUAUCUCCUAUCAGAUCAGUACCAACUGUAGCAGACUGCAGAACAAAGUGUCUGGGAAAUUUAAGCGGGGGGCACAGUUUCUAACAGAACUCGCACCUCUGUGUAAGAUAUACUGUUCUGAUGGAGAAGAAUAUACCAUAUCUAGCUGUGUUAGAGGUCGGCUGAUGGAGGUGAAUGAAAAUAUUCUUCAUAAGCCGUCUCUUCUCCAAGAAAAGCCAUCCACGGAAGGCUACAUUGCAGUUGUGUUACCGAAAUUUGAAGAAAGUAAGAGCAUAACAGAAGGGCUACUGACACAGCAGCAGUACGCAGAGGUCGUGAGAAAGCGGAAUAAUGCCACCGCCACGCUGUGAGCCUAGAGGUGGAGAGACAGCAUAGGAUGCUCACCCUCCCUGGACCCAACCAUCAGUGCCCUGGAGAGAGCCAGUGCAUGAGAAGCAUUCCUCACACCCGGCUGCGGGAGCAGCCCAAUCCUGCUCUUACCUAACUCCCCUCCUUUGUCUGACUAUCCCAAGCCUUGGUCCCUGUUUGUAGUCCAGCUCUACAUCUGCCUGGCUCAGGUACUUGCUUUGUGUAGGGGCAAGUACAAUUGUGGGCUUUCGCUUGCAUAUGCAUGUCAGAAAACAACUUUGGAUACUUUUUUACCUUUUGUUAGACAGUCUCUCUUUGACUUGGAACUUUGCCAGAUAGCUCAUGUACUUCCAGGGAGACACCCAUCACCUCUGCUUUCUGUCUUGGAAGGUGCACACACCAUGGCCAAGUUUUAUAUGGGCCAGAAAACCCAAACUCAGGUCUUCAUGUGUUCAUGAUACAUUACUUUUCAGUUGCUGUGAUAAAAUACUGUAACCAAAAGCAAAGUCACAAGAGUAUUUGGGCUUGUAGUUCCAGAGGACUUGAUGUCCAUCCUAGUGAGGAGGCACAGUAGCAAGAACAAGCAGAGAGUGAACUGGAAGCAGGGUGAGGUUAUUAACUGUCCCUGGUGAUGUAAUUCCCCCAGCUAGGUUUCCUGUCCUAAAGUUCUACCAACUGAAGACCAACUGUUCAAAUACAUGUCCAUGGGUGUUAUUUUUUUUCUUAUUAACCUACAACAUUGUUCCCAUGAUUUUUAUAGGCCCAUAGUCAUAUCAUACAAAAUGCAGCUAAUCUAAUAUCAAAAGUUCCCAUAGUCAUUACAAUUCGGAAGUUCAAAGUCCCUUCUAGGACUCAGUGCAAUCUCUCACGUCCCCUGUAAAUCAAAAAACCAGUUACAUGCUUCCACCAUACAAGGGCACAGAAUAUCCAUUCCCAUUCCAAAAAGGACUGGUGGGCAUAGUGAGGAAAUACUGAACCAAAGCAUGACCAAAACCAGCGUGAUACACACCAAAUCCUGCAGCUCCGUGUCCACUAAGUGUUUAGUUUCAAAGGCUUUGGUUGGCUGCCCCUCCAGCAUUGCUGCCUGCAACACAGAUGUGAUUCUGCUGUGUGCAACCUCCUUGGCGUAUGGCUCGGAGCUUGGUUUCCCCACCACAGCAUCAGACAGUGGCCUCUUCAUGGCCCUCUUGCAGAAACUCCAUCUCUACCACAUGUUGCUUGGCUUGCUGAAGCCAAGAAGGGAGGAAGACUCCAGAUACCUUACAUUCUUUCAUGCCUCCAAAACUAGUACCAUGUGGAAAAUACCUCAAAACUAGACGGCCAGCUUUCAUUCCCUUUGUCCACAGCAGCUCUUCUUGCUUUCUAGGAAAAAAUUGGAGGUUUAUCUGGGUGAAGUCUUGCCUUGGCCAACUGUCCUAUUGUUCCAGUUUAAAGCCGACCUUUUCUUUAAUGUAUUUUUUUUUUAGGUAUGAGUGCUCUCUGGAUGUGUGCCUAAGAGGGCAUCAUAUCCCAUUAUAGAUGGUUGAAAGCCACCAUGUGGUUGUCAGGAAUUGAACUCAGGACCUUUGGCAGAGCAGCCCAUGCUCUUAACCAUUGGACCAUCUCUCCAGCCCUAGAACAGACUUCUUGAUAACACUAAUCUCUAGUAAUGACAGCCUUUUCCAGAACAUGACUUCCUUGUGCUUUUUCUCCAAGCUGUACAUUUUGUAUUUCUGCCAGACAUGCUGGUUUUCCUUGGCCAGAGUUACACUAUCUAGAAAUAUCUAAAGCCAGAAAAAGUAGUCCAUUACUUUGUAGUUCAGCUUCUUGUCUGUUCUCAGGACUUGGGUAGAAAGUAGCCAGAUUCUUUGUAGAAGGGUCACAUAAAUGGCCUCAAGCCAAUUUGCUAAUGGAGACAUUGUUUUUCUCUGAAGCAUAGAAGCCAGGCCUCUCCUGUCUACAUUAUCUGCAGCACUAGUUUCCUAGGUUCCAAACAGGAAGUCCUGUUUCACAGUGCUCUCAGCCUUCAACCACUUUUCUGGAACCAAAGUUCAGUCUUCCAAAUUCUUCCAAGAAACUGUCACAUUGUUUCCACAGCAACCUCAGUUCUGAGUACCAACGUCUAUAUUAGUUACCUAUCUGUUGCUGUGUUAAAACACCAUGUGACCAAAACAACUUAAGAGGGUUUUGUUGGGCUUGUAGUUCCAGGGGGCUAGGUGCCAUGGCAGCUAGUGCAGGCUGAGAUCAGACCACCACUCCCUGGAGGCACACAGUGAAGGGGAAGUGGAUCGAGGCUAGACACUCAAAUCUGCCCCCAGUGACAGGCUUCAUCUGGCAAGUCAAAAGUCAACAUUCAAAAGUGCCACCAGCUAGGGACCAAGUGUUUCGAAUACAUGAACCAUGGGGGACUUUUCUCUGUCAACCUCCAACAGGAGGCAAGCAUUUCCCCGACUGAGCCAUUUCUCCAGCAUUACUCUUUUACACUUGUUUCUCUGACAAAUGUCAAAUAAGGAAUAUUUUCCUGAUUGAAAAACAAGCUCUUGAGAAAUAUUUUCAACAGUUUUUCAUGUCUAUAAGAAAUGUGUUUCUUUUUUAUGUGUUUCCCCUUGUAUACAUGUAUGUUACAUUCACGCAACACCUGUAGGUGCCAGUUCCAGGUGGUUGUGAGCCACCCCAUGUAGGAGUUGGGAAGUGAACCCAGGUCCUCUGGAAGAACACCCAGUGCUUUUGACCUCUAAGCCAUCUCUCCAGCCUCUUGCCUUAUUUUUUUUUUUUUUAACAAUUUAAUACUUUGGAAAAACAAAAUUAAUUGUCUACCUUUCCCAAAUCUGCUUGUGCAAUGGAAAAGGCCCAGCCUUGCCCCUUCUGCUGUGGUGUUGCCCUCUAGUUGCUGGGGAGACAGGAGUGUGGAGUCUGCCUUCUCUGCAUGGAAAGCUCUGCAAAUGUACAAGGACUCUUCUAGCAGACGGAAGAAGUGUGCUGAUUGUUAAGCUGGCUGCUGCCAAUGCAUGGGGUAGUGACUCAUCGUGCACAUUUUACUGACAGCUAAUUUGUAGCAAUCAAGGUUUUCCAGUCUGUUCUGUUCUUAGAACAGAACAAGGUUUUUACAUUAUGUAAGUUAGGAAAAAAAAAAAAGCUAUGAAGUUCUGGUUUUAGAUUAGACUUUUACACUAAAUUUAAAAAGACCUUAAAUCGUGAAGUUUUGUUGUUAAGAGCUGCAACAUAUUACGUGUCUGUCAUUGCCCCGUUUUUAAUAAAAUAAUUUUAAGUGCAAGCAAGCAGAGUUUAUUGAGAAGAAAGAAUCUCCCUGUAACUGGGAGGGGAUUGGGAUUUUAAAUAAAAUAGUUUUCUACAUGAA